Messenger RNA from Lottia gigantea (owl limpet), 1709 nucleotides. RefSeq lists its product as hypothetical. The record is from RefSeq and is a predicted model, not a curated record. The coding region runs from base 296 to 508 and encodes 70 amino acids. The transcript has a single exon. NCBI's taxonomy places the organism in Eukaryota, Metazoa, Mollusca, Gastropoda, Lottiidae.
GUUCCUUAAAGAGUUUAUGAUUUAAUUUUUAUUUGAGAGAUAUUCUGCAAAACAUAACUAACAUUCUUAUCAUUAAACUCUAACAUAACUAACAUUCUUAUCAUUAAACUCUAACAUAACAUAACAUAACUAUUUUUGGAUGGUUUGGUUUAGAACAUGAUGGUUUGAUUUUGAAAUGCUUACAAAAACUAUAAAUUUGUGUUUGUUAAUCUUUUUUUCAAUUUUGUGUAGCAUAUUUUCUUAUAUUGCAUUAAUUUACAUUCACUAAGUUUGAUUACAUACAAAGUUAAUUUCAAUGCAAUAUUAUAUCACUACUAUUACUAUUAGCUAUAUUGUUAAGUCUUUUUGUGUGAUUCUUCCACCCUCAGUGGGGUAUUGGUAUUAUCAGUGGAUUAUUACAUUGGGUAUCAAUUGCAAUAAGUGUGUGGGGGAGGGGCAGGGGGUGGACAUUCAUAUUAAUAGAGCUUCUAAUAGUAAUCUUGAUAUUCAUUGGUUGCAUGUUCUAUAGAAAGAAAGAAAUUGAGAGGGAGUAAGAAUGAUGACUUUUGAAAUAUUUCGUUUUUCGUUAUUCUUCAAGGGGAGGUAAUAGAACUGAUUGUGUGUAUUGUGUUGAUUAGAAUUGAUUGCUGUGAUAAUAGAAAAUGUACUAUAAAUAGUGUAAAUAGGUCCUUAGUAUAAUAUAUUCGUAUCUCUAUGGUAAUUGGUAGUACUUAGUAUUGUAAUCACUAUAUUCUUCAGUUACAUAUAGGUAUCCCUUAGAAACAGGCUUAUUAAAUAGCGGGCAAUGCAAAUUUCGCUAGUGGCUAUUAUAUUUCAUAUACCCUAACGCAUGAAAAACAUUACUUCUAAUACAGAAUGUCAAGUUAGUAUGAACUUUGUUAUAUACCUUGACUGCAAUAACCACUUUUCUUGUAUCACAAGAAGCAGCAAUUUGAUUGGAUUACAGCCAAUCAUAUGCCUCGACAGACAGUCUGUAAACCUUAUGGCUUAUCGUUUACUGACUUUCUGUAGCGGCCUCUGAUAGGCUGUAUUUAUUAACAUACCAUCCAACCAAAUCACUCUAUUUUGUGAUACAAGAAUAGUGGCUAUUGAAGUCAUGGUACAAGUAUGAAGUUCGUAAUAUCUUGGUAUUUGAGACAGGCUUAUCAAAUAAUGCUAAAUUUGGCUAGUGAAUUAAUUACACGUAUAUAGGCCUAACAUAUAAGGGAUAUACAGAAACUUAACUGCUUAACCUUUCGCUUUAUAAGAUGUAGUUUUGUGUUGCUAUUGGCUACAACACUGAUUCUAAUUUUGGACAAUAUUGUUUGAUGUUAUGCUUGUUUCAUUUUAUAACAGUCAACAGUCAAAAUGAGGAUUCUAUUAAAUUCCACAUUUAGCCAUUUAUUUGUAACCCGCUUCAUUAUAUUUUCACAGUGUUAACUGAUCAAUAAUGUUUACUUGAUAUCCUGAUUUUUUUUUAUGAUUUCUUUAGUUUUUGUCUUAUAAUUACCACAUACCAAAUAAAGACUAACUCUGUGCUGAUCAAAUGUUCAAAGAUGCCACAAUUCGUUUGAAAAACUCUCAAAAUAAUGAUUUUCAAUUCAACUUAAAUAUUUUGUAUCAUUAUUUUUCAAUUCUAUUUAUAAAUUUUUAGUGCUUUGAAGAUUAUGUGAUAUUUUGUUUGUUUGUUUGAUUAACAGAAUCUUAAUAAAUAUUAUAUAGAUGGCAGU